This is a messenger RNA of Paramecium tetraurelia, 1470 nucleotides long. RefSeq lists its product as uncharacterized. The record is from RefSeq and is a predicted model, not a curated record. Gene Ontology annotation, biological process: peptidyl-serine phosphorylation; intracellular signal transduction; protein autophosphorylation. Lineage: Eukaryota; Ciliophora; Oligohymenophorea; Peniculida; Parameciidae. Gene Ontology annotation, molecular function: calcium-dependent protein serine/threonine kinase activity; calcium/calmodulin-dependent protein kinase activity; calmodulin binding. Gene Ontology annotation, cellular component: cytoplasm; nucleus. The transcript has 8 exons.
AUGGGUUGUGGCUCAUCUAAUGGAAUUUAAGAACCAUAAAACAAAGUUACUAAGAUAGAAGACACUAAAUUUGCUUAUUAAGGAUUCGUUACUGAGAAGAAAGGGAAAAUCACUGCUGACUACAAUUUAAUUUAACCAUGCCUUGGAAAAGGGGCAUUUGGAGAAGUUUAUAGAGGAGUACAUAAGGUUACAAAUUAAGUUAGAGCAAUUAAAUUAAUUAGGAAGAAAUUGAUGACAGAAGAAGAUUGCUUAAUGUUGACAAGAGAAGUGGAUAUUUUAAAACAAUUGGACCAUUUGAAUAUAAUUUCAAUUUAUGAGUUUUAUUAAGACUCUGAAUAUUUUUAUAUUGUAACAGAAUUAUGUUAAGGAGGAGAAUUAUUUGAUCGAAUAAUUUAAGAAAAGAAUUUUUCAGAAAAAAAAGCAGCAGAGGUCAUGAAAUAGGUGUUAGGUGCUGUGACAUAUUGUCAUGAGAAAAACAUAGUUCAUAGAGAUUUGAAACCUGAAAACAUACUUUAUGAAACUAAUAAUACUGAUUCCCUUAUUAAAAUAGCUGAUUUUGGAACCAGUCAAAAGUUUAAUCCAGAUAAAAAGAUGGAUCAAAGAGUGGGAACACCAUAUUAUAUAGCUCCUGAGGUACUUGAUAGAAAGUAUAAUGAAAAAUGUGAUAUAUGGUCCUGUGGUGUUAUUCUCUAUAUAAUGUUGUGUGGAGCGCCUCCAUUUAAUGGUGAUGACGACUAUUAAAUUAUGGAAGCUGUAAGAAAAGGAGUGUUCAAAUUCAAAGAGUAAGAGUGGAAGAAAAUUUCAAAUGACGCUAAAGAUCUUAUUAUGAAGAUGAUUGAGAAAGAUACAAAAAAGAGAAUCUCAGCUAAGGAUGCUAUGAAUCACAUAUGGAUAAAAACGUAUUGUUCAAAGAGCGAAGAUGAUUUACCAUCUCUUACUGAAGCAUUGUAAAGAAUUAAAGCAUUCAGAGUUGAAAAAAAACUAUAGGAAGCUGCACUUAUGUUUAUGGUCAAUUUUAUAGCUACUAAAGAAGAGAAAAGAGAUUUAUUAAAACAAUUCUAAGCUCUAGAUACAAAUAAUGAUGGGAGAUUAAGUAGAGAAGAAUUAGUAAAUGGAUACAAAAAGGUUAUGAGUGACAUAGAUGCAGAGGCUUAGGUAGAUGAAAUUAUGAAAAAGAUAGAUGCAGAUGGAAGUGGUUCAAUAGAUUACUCAGAAUUUGUAUACGCUACUAUUAAUAGAGAAAAACUACUGGCAACAGAGAGAUUACUCUAAGCAUUUAAAAUAAUAGACAAGGAUAAGAGCGGGGCUAUUACAAAAGAUGAAAUUAAGUAAGCAUUUGGUCAAAAUUCUGGGAUUAGUGAGGAAGUAUGGAAAUAGAUGAUUCAAGAAGUAGAUUAGAAUUCUGAUGGAAAAUUAACAUUUGAAGAGUUUAAAUCCAUGAUGAUGAGGGUAACUUAUAACUAAAGUUGA